ACCUGUCUCAAACGAAGCUCAUUUACUGGAAACCAGACUGCCCGUAGCAAAUUCUUCAGUUUCCCUCCAAGCGACGGGCUGUUCCGGAAAUUUCGCACGUGGCUACUCCCCUAUUGCUAUUUCCGAGGAACCAACCCUACAGCGCCAUUUUCCUUCCAAGUUCCAGAUUCCAGAGAGAUCCAUUUCUGGCUGGCUCUCCUUUCCGCCAUUCUCCCUCACCCUCCUCUCCUCCCCUUGCCUCCGCUCCAGGCAAUUUGCCUGAUUCUUGCUCUGUCGGUUCUUCCGAGGCGUUAAUAUAUUCCAAUUCCAUGGCUGCUGAGCUUGCAGUCACGAGUUCGUUGACAGCUGCUGCGUCUCUUACUCGAUCAGCUAGCUCGCUUCGAAAGAGUCAGUCAGGCACUCAGAACAGGCUUGCCUGGAAGAAGCUUUCCGCAAGUUUCUCGCAGUCUGGUCUCCCAUUGCCAUCGGCACCCAAGCAAGAAGUUUUCCAAGUAAGGCGUCAACGAGCCAGCAGCAUUGUUCGGGCGACUGUUGCAGACGCAGCUCAGACUUCCAAAAUGGCGUCUGCUACCGGACUUUCACGAAUCGGCCUCGCUGGAUUGGCGGUGAUGGGGCAGAACCUUGCUCUUAACAUCGCCGAAAAGGGCUUUCCGAUCUCCGUGUACAACCGCACGGCCAGCAAGGUGGACGACACCGUCGCGCGCGCCAAGGCGGAGGGCGACCUGCCGCUCCGCGGAUUCCACGGCGUGAAGGAGUUCGUGGAGUCGAUCCAACGGCCCAGAGCGAUCAUCAUCCUCGUGAAGGCCGGCAAGCCCGUGGAUGACACGAUCAAGGCGCUCUCGGAGUACCUGGAGCCAGGGGACUGCAUCAUCGACGGCGGCAAUGAGUGGUAUGAGAACACGGAGCGCAGGGAGGCAGACGCCAAGGCCAAGGGCCUCCUGUACCUGGGCAUGGGCGUAUCCGGCGGCGAGGAGGGCGCUCGGUUCGGCCCGUCGCUGAUGCCCGGAGGCUCUCGAGAGGCGUACGCGAUAGUGGAGGACGUGGUCAAGAAGGUGGCCGCGCAGGUGGACGACGGGCCGUGCGUUACGUUCGUGGGGAAGGGUGGCGCGGGGAAUUUUGUGAAGAUGGUGCACAACGGCAUUGAAUACGGCGACAUGCAGCUCAUCUCGGAAGCGUAUGACAUUCUCAAGAAUGUCGGUGGCCUGUCAAACGAGGAGCUGCACGCUGUGUUCACGAGCUGGAACAAGAACGAGCUCGAGAGCUUCCUGGUGGAGAUCACUGCCGACAUUUUCGCAGUCAAGGACGACCUCGCCGCCCCUGGCGAGAACAAGUUCCUCGUCGACGCCAUCCUCGACAAAACUGGCAUGAAGGGCACGGGCAAGUGGACGGUCCAGCAAGCUGCCGAGCUCUCGAUUGCUGCUCCCACCAUCGCGGCGUCCCUGGAUUCCCGGUACAUUUCGGGGCUGAAAGACGAGCGUGUGGCCGCCUCUGCUGUCUUCCAAGCCGCCGGGCUGGCCGACGGGGCGACUGCGAUCCCUGGGGUGGAUAAAACCCAGCUUAUAGACGACGUCCGGAAGGCCCUGUACGCGUCCAAGGUCUGCAGCUAUGCGCAGGGGAUGAACCUGAUCAGGGCAAAGAGCGCGGAGCAGGGCUGGGACCUGAACCUGGGGGAGCUCGCCCGGAUCUGGAAGGGUGGGUGCAUCAUCCGGGCGGUGUUUCUGGACCGGAUUAAGCAGGCGUAUGACCGAAACCCCGCGCUGGCGAACCUGCUGGUGGAUCCCGAGUUUGCUAAGGAGGUGGUGGAGCGGCAGCAGGCAUGGCGCAGGGUGGUCAGCCUGGCGAUCCAGGCUGGGACGACCGCUCCUGGCAUGAGCACCAGCCUGGCGUACUUUGACAGUUACAGACGUGCCCGCCUGCCCGCCAACCUGGUGCAAGCCCAGCGGGAUUACUUCGGUGCGCACACGUACGAGCGGGUGGACAGAGACGGCAACUAUCACACCGAGUGGUCCAAGAUCGCCAAGGGCAAGAUGUAGAGCCGAGAGAGCGAGUGUGCAUCAGAUGUUGGAGGGAGGAGAGAUAUGGGGUUGCCUGCAGCAUUUGCGCACACGUACUGAAUGAGUGAUUGGGCAGAGACGGCAACAACCACACUGAGUGGUCCAAGAUUGCCGAGGGCAAGGUUUAGAAGCAAGAUUUAGCAUUUGUUGCAAACAAAAGUUAGUGUUUUUUAACCUUACAUGAACUCAAAGACUCACAGGUUGUGUGACACAGUGCAGAGGGGGGUCCUUCAGUCUAGUCCAGAGGGUGUUUACUGUACCUGGUACUUCAAAAAUUGCAAUGCCGAUAUUGCAGUAGCAUGUAGCAUUGAGUUGAGAGAGACCUCCCAUUCUACUGGCGCAUAUGC
This is a messenger RNA of Closterium sp. NIES-67, 2401 nucleotides long. The record is from the annotation of a GenBank genome assembly. Lineage: Eukaryota; Viridiplantae; Streptophyta; Zygnematophyceae; Desmidiales; Closteriaceae.